UUUUAUAAUCCUUACGUCACUUGUCUUCAAAAGAAAUACACUUUAAUGCAUGUGCGUACCUUUAAUAUUAUUUUUUAUAUUUUUUUCAACAUGUCCCUUCAGUGCAUGUCAAGAUCAUGGCUGCCAAGGAUAUUGACUUGCUUUAGAUCUUAUACCACUUUACCCGAGAAAGAACAAUUAUCCCAUGUAUCCAAUCGACUCCUAAAUCAUCUGCACCAUAAUCGAUUACAACAGGCUCAUGUGAUGCUCCUGAAACAGACCAUUCCUUUGCCUGUUCAUUUUUACAAUUUUGUGCUCAAAGGCUAUGCAAAGAACUUUCAGCGACCUAACAAACUAGAAAAGUCACUAGAGAUCCUUCAGUUGAUGAAAGAGCGAGGAAUUGAACCUAGCAGUCAGAGCUACAUACAAUUGAUCAUGGGUCUAGCGCAAAAAGGAACACGAUUAACAAAAGAACAGGCAGAUCUGAUGCAGACAUGGUUUGAUGAAUUCGUUCGUAUUGAAUCAGGUUCAGCAAGUGUCAAGAAACCAUUUGCAAAAUUCAAAAAAUUGAUGCGGUGUAUCUAUUACCGAGGUCAUCCUAAUCUCAAGGGCAUGUUCUACCACUUUCUUGACACAUUCCGCGAGCACAAAUUGGAUGAUAGCGAGACAUGGAAUCUGGCAAUUGUAGGAUGCAUCAGGUGGGGAAACAUAGAAGACGCUGAGGAUAUUCUGAAACGUGCACGUGAAGAAAAGGUAGCAAAUUCAACAAGCUUUCAAGUCAUCAUCAAAGCACAUCUAAACCAAGGAAAUCGACGGUCGGCAAGUAUGAUAUUUAGGCUGUUGUUAAAAGAUGAAAUCUUGGCCGAUAGAGAAACAUACGAGAUGUUUAUUAAAUACUACCUAAGACAAAAGAGCUCAACAGAGAUGAUAAAACGGCUUUGGCAGGGUGUCCUGAUGACUACACAACCAGGGGAUGUCAUACAACCAAACACUGUAAUAAAGCUAACCCAAUAUUAUCGAGAGCAUGAUGCUCUGACAGAGGCAGAGCAAGUCUAUUUGGAUUUGAAGUUGAAACAGCAGACACUCACGACAGCUUAUAUUGAACAAGUCAGUUGGCUUAUGGCAGAAUUCGCAGACAGGAAGCAAUUCAAUUCAACUGUUUCACUCUAUCUUGAUAUGGUCGGUAGUGGGUAUAAACCCGAUAGAGAAGCAGUAGAUCGUAUGUUGAGUGCUCUUCAGGAUAAUAACCGGUUUGAUCUUAUACAGCAAAUCAUGAGUGUUACAACACCUGUGCUGUCAGAUGACAAUAAAGACUAGCUUUUAAAUACAAAUGAAAGCAUUAUUUUGACAGUGUGCAAUUACCAUAAAAG
Rhizopus microsporus ATCC 52813 is the source of this 1349-nucleotide messenger RNA. RefSeq lists its product as uncharacterized. The transcript has a single exon. The coding region runs from base 91 to 1296 and encodes 401 amino acids. Gene Ontology annotation, molecular function: protein binding. The record is from RefSeq and is a predicted model, not a curated record. Lineage: Eukaryota; Fungi; Mucoromycota; Mucoromycetes; Mucorales; Rhizopodaceae.